Octodon degus (degu) is the source of this 1317-nucleotide messenger RNA. It is a transcript of the gene Mindy4b, whose product is annotated as MINDY family member 4B. The transcript has 9 exons. Lineage: Eukaryota; Metazoa; Chordata; Mammalia; Rodentia; Octodontidae. Gene Ontology annotation, molecular function: K48-linked deubiquitinase activity; cysteine-type deubiquitinase activity. The coding region runs from base 193 to 1317 and encodes 374 amino acids. Gene Ontology annotation, biological process: protein K48-linked deubiquitination. The record is from RefSeq and is a predicted model, not a curated record.
GCUAGGAGGAGAAGAGGUAGAGGAACGAGCACACAGUGGACCACAAGGCAGAAGGUCAGCAGUGUACUCGGGACAAAAUCAGACUCAGUGGACCCAAGGGAUGGGAAUAUUUUGUGCAGGGCUUUAUAUAGUUAAAGCUGGGGCUGCAGUCAUAUGUAAUUAUGAAUGUAACAAGGCCGACCCCUGCGUCCUAUGUCUAGCAGCAGCAUCUUGGGUGAAGUCAACUGUUUCCCUUUUUUCCAGAAGCUUCGACAGAGCCUCUUUGGAAAUACCAGCCACGUCUUCAGCUGGGACUGGAGAAAGGCCCGCUUCAAAAUCCAUGAUCCUUUCUCGGACCUGGCUUCCAUACUGGAAGUGGAAAAAGGAGGUGCCCGGAGUGUUCAGAUGGCUGUACAAGGAUUCAUCAUCAAAUAUUUGUUAUUUACCAGAAAAGGAAAAGACUGUAACUUUAACAGCUUAUGUGAGCUGAGCAAGCCCGAGCAGGAGCAGGCCCUGGCUUUGGCACUGGCUGGCAUCCUAUGGAACGCCGGAGCAGCUCAGAAGGCCACCGUCUGUCUUGUCACUGAGGACACUUACAUUGCCUCAAGCCCUGAUUACUGCAGGGACGGUUUCACCGAACAGCUCCAGCUGUUUGAAUUUUCAGAGAGAGAAGCCGCUGAGAAAUUCAUCUAUGAUCAUUUACAAUGUUUUAAAGAGGAAGGAAGCCAUGGUGUUAUCCUAUUUCUUUACAGCCUAAUCUUCUCCAGAACAUUUGAGAGGCUUCAGAAGGACCUGGAUGUCACCACCACCCAUCUGCUACAGCCACAUGCUGGAGGCUUCCUCUGCAGACAGGCAGUUCUGAACCUGGUUUUAACUGGAAGAGCAAGUCCAAAUGUCUUCAACGGCUGCGAGAAGGGAGAGUCCCAGGAGAGGUUACAUGGAGUCCUGGCCCGCAGUGAGAUUGGCUAUUUGCAGUGGUGUCAGGACAGCUCUGAGGACAACAGACUCUCCCAGGUGGGCAGCAUGCUGAAGACCCCUAAAUUUCCUAUUUGGCUGUGCAACAUCAAUGGAAGGUACAGCAUCCUUUUUUGCACCAACAGACAGCUCUUAUCGGACUGGAAAGUGGAGCGUCUCUUUGAUCUGUAUUUUUACAGUGGCCAGCCCUCGCAGAGAAAGCUGGUGCAGCUUACCAUAGAUACACAUGCCCAUCACUGGGAAAGGGCCCAGAAUGAAGAUAAACACGGACCAGGAAGACGAUGUUCGCCAGUGGAGAUGGCCAUCAGAACCAAGUGGAGAGAGGCUACCAUCAACUGGAAUGGGACUUAUCCCUUUUUCUGA